This is a messenger RNA of Gilbertella persicaria, 981 nucleotides long. RefSeq lists its product as uncharacterized. Bases 61 to 879 code for a protein of 272 amino acids. Lineage: Eukaryota; Fungi; Mucoromycota; Mucoromycetes; Mucorales; Choanephoraceae. The transcript has a single exon. The record is from RefSeq and is a predicted model, not a curated record.
UUCUUCUUUAUUACUUCCUUUUUUCUUUAUUGCUAACUCAAUUACAUUCCUUAACAUAUAAUGCUUGAAGCUCCUGAACAAAAGAAAGGUCUUAGGCUAAAGAAAAGUUUAUUUCGACAACCACUUGAUGCAAAUCAACCCAAAUCACCAUUAAGUCGAAAAGGUCAAAUACAUAUUUCUUCACCUAUUCUUCAACAUUCCACCAGUAUCUACUCGCUGGUUUCACCUACAAAGAACUCGUUCUCUAGUUUUCGAUAUGAUGAGUUAUAUCAACCCUUGACUUCACCCCCACCUAUUCCUCAACAACCUAAUUCAAUAUCGCCUUCGCCUCGUCGGGAUAGUCGACCCAUGAGAAGUCAUACUACCAUGUCUACCUGUUCUUCUUCCAGUUCUCCUCCUCCAAGACCCACUCAUCCAUUGGAUAUGGUCUAUUUAGACGAGCGUAUUCCUAUUCGUCAUGUAGAAUCUCGUCGUACAGUGACCACAGAUCCUCGAGAACAUCCACAAAAGUCAACAAAGACUCGUCGACACUCCUGUUCUUCUACCCUUGGCUUUAAGCAGCAACAACAAUCAACAAAGAACACUGAAUUGGCGCCAUGCAAAUCAUUCAAGAGUAAAUUAAAAGAUCGCCGUCGCAGUAGCAGUAAAUCAAAUGCAACCAUUUCGGCAGCUAGUGCAGCAGCAACAGCUUCUAUAGAGCUCUCCAUGGAAACAAGCAAAUCAACUCCCUUACGUAAAAUAAAGACAUACAAUGUACCCAAGAAGCUAGUCUCUGCUGAAGAAGAAGAAAGACAGCGAAAAAUGCAAGAACUAGAAGAUUUGAUUACAGGAAGAAGAGGAAGCACUCUUAAGCUUACUUUGACACCUAAAGGACUAUGAUCAACAGGGUCCAGUUUGUAUUAUUAUUAUUAUUAUUAUUAUCAUUAUUAUUACUUAAUUUAUGCUUACAAAACUUAUAUAUUCUUUACCCUUUAUACGCCC